Molecule: messenger RNA, 2065 nt
Organism: Ictidomys tridecemlineatus (thirteen-lined ground squirrel)
Lineage: Eukaryota; Metazoa; Chordata; Mammalia; Rodentia; Sciuridae
Source: RefSeq, a predicted model, not a curated record
AGCUGUAGGUAAAACUUGCCUACUGAUCAGUUAUACAACCAAUGCAUUUCCUGGAGAGUAUAUCCCCACUGUUUUUGACAACUAUUCUGCCAAUGUUAUGGUAGAUGGAAAACCUGUGAAUCUGGGCUUAUGGGAUACAGCUGGACAAGAAGAUUAUGACAGAUUGCGCCCCCUCUCCUAUCCACAAACAGAUGUUUUCUUAAUUUGCUUUUCCCUUGUGAGUCCUGCAUCAUUUGAAAAUGUCCGUGCAAAGUGGUAUCCGGAAGUGCGACACCAUUGUCCCAACACUCCUAUCAUCCUAGUGGGAACUAAACUUGAUCUUAGGGAUGAUAAAGACACAAUUGAGAAACUGAAGGAGAAGAAGCUGACUCCCAUCACCUAUCCACAAGGGUUAGCCAUGGCUAAGGAGAUUGGUGCUGUAAAAUACCUGGAGUGCUCAGCACUCACACAGCGAGGCCUCAAGACAGUGUUUGAUGAAGCUAUCCGAGCAGUUCUCUGCCCACCUCCUGUCAAGAAGAGGAAGAGAAAAUGCCUGCUGUUGUAAAUGUCCAAGUCCCUCGUUCUUGAUCCUGCCCCUUGGAACCUUUGUAUGCUUUGCUCAAAAACAGUGGAGCCUUCGCACUCAAUGCCAAGUUUUUGUUAAAGAUUAAUUUUUCCAUAAAACCAUUUUGAACCAAUCAGUAAUUUUAAGGGUUUGUUUUAAGUGUAUGAGCUCAAACUCACAUUCUAUUAAAAUUUAGCCCUAAAGUGACAAGCCUUCUUAAAGCCUUAUUUUUCGAAAGUCCCUAUUCUUGCUCAGAUUAAGAGUUGCCAAAAUACCUUCUGAACUAAAUUGCGUUGUGCUGAGAACACUGAGCACUAAACUGUUGGGAGACCUUUGUCUAAGAAGACUGCGCUUCUGAAGUCAGGAGGUGCAGACGCUUUCCGAGUAGUUUGAGAUCGUGUGAAGCAGCACAGCCUCCUUAAUGAAAUGUUGCCGUUUAAUGCAUCAGUAACUUAUCAGCCCAUGUUCACCACGUAACUGUACUGUAUGUUGUAAUGAAAUGAGUAUAACUCAGCUCUUUGGAUAAGUUUCUGAUUUCAUAGUGAGGUUUUUUUUUUUUUUAAUCAGUCGACUAGCUUUUGCAGAGACUUUGAACAGAACUCUCAUUCACGUGUUUCUUCUAAUGAAGUAUUCUGUUCCUAGUCGUGGGUGUGCUGGGUGGAGUGUGUGAAACACGACGUGAUCAAAGGAUGAAGACAGUAUUUUGACUAAAUAUAAGUGGAGAUUAAUUUACACUACAUUGUACACAGAAUAAUUCAACUGAAUAAAAAAGUGUCACGGGUAAAGAUUUUUAAAGAUUAAUUUCUGUCAAAUGCAGUAGAUGAAGAAAGGUCGGUAUUAAGUGUCUUUUCUUAAGCUUCUCCAUUUUCCUAUACUUGCCAUCCCUCCCGGAAUUGGGCAUUUAAUUCACUUUUGAACGGCCAUUCCCAUAGUUGCUAACUUAGUAAGUGCUUUUCUUAUAGAACCCCUUCUUAAUGAGCAAUAUGCCUCCUAAUUGUACUAUAAAUCUUUCUGAUAAUGCAUUAGUUUUUUUGUAGGUUAGUAAAAGUGCAUUCCUGUUUUCAUGUUACUUUAUUCAAAGCUAAUAAAUGCUUUCCUUAGUUUUCUAGUAACUAGGUGUAAAAAUCAUGUGUUGCAGCUUUACAGUUUUUAAAAUAUUUUAGAUAUUCUUCAACUAUGAACCUUCUUAACAUCACUGUCUUGCCAGAUUACCAACACUGUCACGUGACUAAUACUGACCCUGUUUACCUCACACACACACACGGACACACGCUUCCUGUUGUGGCUUUGCCUAAUGAUGUUCCUUUGGGUCUGUGAGGUUCUGUAAACUGUGCUAGUGCUAACAAUGUUCUGUACAACUUAAACUCACUGGCAAGAACACAAUGUUGGACCUUUCAACCACUAGAACAAAAUUUUUUAAAUUGACAGUUGCAGAAUUGUGGAGUGUUUUUACAUUGAUCUUUUGCUAAUGCAAUUAGCAGUAUGUUUUGCAUGUAUGACUUAAUAAAUUCUUGAAUCAUA